AUUCAAUUUCUGACGUUUACCGACGUAUGAGCAAAUGCUGAGUUCUUUUUACAUGACAUAUUGCUUUGAUGCCCUAGAUUAAAGAAGUCGCAAAAUGCAAUCUGGGCCAGUGAUAAUAACAGUUUUAAUUUCCAUGAGUGCUUCCUCUGCUAGAAGUGCAAAUAAAAAAACAACAGUUUACAACGAAACCGAUGGGUUUACUUAUGACUAUAAUGUUACCAUGAAUAUUACAAAAGUAACAAAAAACUACGAAGCGUUUUCAAAUAGGGAAUCUGGAAAAUUAUACAAUAUCAGCGAAAAUAUGUUUGGUAGUGAAAAACCUUAUCCGGUAGACUUGAUAGAGGAUACUGAUGAGCUUCAUGUUACAAAUACUGAAUCGUGGAUAGACAGUGACAGUAAAAGUGACUCUUUUCUCAAUAUGAACACGUUGCAUUUUUCAGACAAGAAUAUAAACAACACAUCUAACGAAGGAAAUAACAACGAUAUUGUUACAACAGAAGAAUUACCUACACAACAUACAAAUACACAUGAAAAGGAAACACUAUUUUCCGAGAAGGUUCUGAAUAACAAUAUACAUAAUGUUCCAUACCACACACAUAAUGGUGAUGAUCGAGUUCAGACGUUCAUUUUAGAAAGAAAGAAGAUACAAUUGCAGCACCAUUUACAAUUAGUCCCAAUGGAAGACGAACCUUUGGGUGCAAUGAUGUUUAAGAAUCAACGAUAUAUAAUAAGUGUCCUAGUACCUAUCGGUGUAGGCAUGAUUGGUGCAGCUAUGAUUGUGUGCACGGUGAUCACCCUGAGAAAUAUUGCUAGGCAGCGUGUAAUGACCUCUCCACUGGAUGACUGCGACGAAGCGGAAAGGCCAAUUACGCCUAGCGUUUCUAGUGUAAGUAAUGGUCAUUAUUUAGAUAAAGUAAAUUAAUGUCUAACUUCGACAGGAGCUAGUCAGCUAUAACGAUAUCUAUUUCUAGUGUCAGGCAAUGUUAGAAUAACUCCAUUAGUUUUGUGUGCUGCUGG
Molecule: messenger RNA, 1017 nt
Organism: Mercenaria mercenaria
Lineage: Eukaryota; Metazoa; Mollusca; Bivalvia; Venerida; Veneridae
Exons: 3
Coding region: 95-922 (275 amino acids)
Source: RefSeq, a predicted model, not a curated record